UACCCAUCAGAAUUACUGAACAUUUAAACAAAAUAAAWGUUAUAUUUCAUUUGGGAAUAAGAAGACUUACUGAUCAAUAGGCUACGCAGCAACCAUAGUUAACUAGUUUUCGCCUCAUAAACUGAAUAAUUACAAACAUUUAUUUUUUCUCAGCAGACUUCCAAUGGUAUAACAAGCAAUUUAGAUGCAAAGAUUUCCUCCUAAAAAGAAAUAUCAGGCUUAGUUUUGAGAUGACAUGAUUUUGUGAAAUUAUGCAAAAAUAAAGUAUGCGGUUUCAUUACGCAUGUUUUAUAUUUCAUGUACUAUCAGCUGUUUCGGUUCUUGCGGGCAUUAAUUUUUUGCCUGGAUAAGGAAGAAUUGAAGAUUCUUCUCUCAUAUGUAUUACAAUGCUUUGGCUUGCUUUAUUUUAUCUACAAGUUGUUCAGAUCUUAUGCGUAAAGGGAACAUCUAAUUGUCCAGGAUGUGACAGAAACCCCGUUGGAAUACAGUACAAGUCAGUCAUUCCUGACAGCAGUUUAACAGCAUCAUCUUCGGCUUAUAAUGCACAACKUGGGCCACAAAAUGGCAGACUAUAUGGAAAUGGAUGGUCAGCCCUUUCAAAUGUCAAUUCACGAGAUUACCUGCAGAUUGAUCUUAGAGGGCUACGUGAAGUAUGUGGCGUAGCAACACAAGGCGGUAGGAAUAAUAACGAAUGGGUGACAAAAUACAAACUUCGCUUCUCAGAUUAUGGUGGUUACUGGAAAACAUAUAGAGAAAAUGGAAACGAUAAGAUAUUUCAAGGCAACAGUGACAUGUCAACUGUUGAGAUACGUUGCCUGAAAAAUCUACAGCCCGCAAGAUACAUCCGAUUUGUACCAACAGCUUACAAUAAUCAUAAAACAAUGCGUGUGGAGGUCUUUACUUGGCAUCAGGCUAUCCUUGACAUCAUGUUCUCAGUAUCAGCCUACACUGAGCUAAAGGUCCACGGAACAAGCAAUAGAAUCGAAGUUGUGACAGAAACSCUGUUGGGAUACAGUAUAGGUCAGCCAUUGCUGACGGCAGUUUAACAGCAUCCUCUUAUUAUGAUUUACGUUAUGCACCUCAACAUGGUAGACUACAC
Molecule: messenger RNA, 1099 nt
Organism: Actinia tenebrosa (Australian red waratah sea anemone)
Lineage: Eukaryota; Metazoa; Cnidaria; Anthozoa; Actiniaria; Actiniidae
Source: RefSeq, a predicted model, not a curated record